Molecule: messenger RNA, 756 nt
Organism: Lucilia cuprina (Australian sheep blowfly)
Lineage: Eukaryota; Metazoa; Arthropoda; Insecta; Diptera; Calliphoridae
Product: metacaspase-1-like
Exons: 2
Coding region: 40-741 (233 amino acids)
Source: RefSeq, a predicted model, not a curated record
UUGUUUGGAUAUUCUUCUUGUUAUUUAUAGGGAUCCGGUAUGCCACAACCACACGCCACAUCUACAGGUUAUAAUACGAAUAAUCAACAUAGCGGUAUGCCAGCUGGUGUGCCAUUCGGUGCUGGCUGGAUAGCACCAACACAGCAUCCACAUCAGCAACAACAGCAACAACAACAAUCGAAUUUACACUAUCAAACAAAUUCAGCUCCCUAUCCUACUCAUAACUCUGCUCCAUAUCCAACACACAAUGGUGCUGGUGGAGCUCCUUAUCCCACCGCAUCACCUUAUCCACAUACUGCACCCUAUCCCUCCAAUCAACCACCUUAUCCACCAAGUGGUAAUCAAGGUGCUCCAUAUCCUGGUUCAUCUUAUCCUCACAAUCCACAACAGGCUGCAUAUCCUCCGGUAGCCCCCUCAUCAUCAUCACACUAUCAUAAUCCACAAUAUGCCACUCCCAUUAAUACAUCGAAUCAUCCAACAUCGUAUAAUCCACAACAUGGUUAUACACCCAUACGUACUUCAUGUGGCCUCGAAUCACCAGCUGGCAAUAUUCAACACUGUUUUGAAGAAUUGGCUCAAAGACAAGGUCAUCCCAUACAUCAUCAUUCUAUGCCACGCAAAGAGUUGGGGUUUUCAUCGGAAUUUUUAUACGAUGAAGAUAGUUAUGUUGAAAUUUCUGAAAAUCAAUAUUAUGCUGCUAAUGAUAAUAAUGAUCUAGCGGAUGAGGAUGUAUGUAUUUAAAUCUAUUGUUUCUAU